Messenger RNA from Pelmatolapia mariae (spotted tilapia), 2640 nucleotides. Its product is annotated as mucin-2-like. The coding region runs from base 204 to 1055 and encodes 283 amino acids. The transcript has 5 exons. NCBI's taxonomy places the organism in Eukaryota, Metazoa, Chordata, Actinopteri, Cichliformes, Cichlidae. The record is from RefSeq and is a predicted model, not a curated record.
UGUCCCUCCAGCCACGCACACACUGUUAGAGCUACUGUUUCUCCGCAGCGGUUAGGACACUAAAGCGGCCUCGGGUUUUUAAACUGUUUCGUGAAAGUCUGCAGUCCGACUGUGGACAAAAGCGGGAGAAGUCCUGGGUGAAGAAGAGGAGAGGAAAUCACGCUUGUGUAGUGAUUUUAUUACUGCGUCGCCACAAGACACAGAUGAUGGAGACCAAACUCUGGAUUGCCCUUUGCGCGCUUCUAGCGAUUUACUUGGGAUCCGCUGAACACGCUGAUGGGCAUACUCCUGCCCCUUCUUCAAAAGCUACUCCUGUUCAAACUACAGGGGCUCCAGUUCUGGACCAUGUGUCUACUUUGGGCCUGGACGCUGCCAAUCAUUCAGGGAGCAGCCCAGCAACAAACAUAAGUUCCAGUGGCACAGUCAAUGUGAGCAGUAGCACAACUACAGAAAAUACAAGCAUCACCAUCACAGCCGAACCAGGGAAAGAUAAUGUAACCGACAACGCCAUUAAGACUACAUUAGCAAAAAAUGAAAACAUCACAAAUACGACACUUUCACCAUCCCAGAGCAGCCCCAUCACAGCUGUUCCCAUUAAUAUCAGCACCACACAGGUACUGCACACUUCUGCACCCCCUGCUACUUCUGCCCCAGCAUCUGAACCACCAAAACCUGAAUCUACCAUUAACGCCGCCACCACCAAGUCCAACACAAAUUCCAGCACCGCCUCCCCCCAAAAGCCCUCCACUUCCCAGCCAACGUCAAACACUUCACUGUCCGACAGACAGUCCACCCAGCCUAGCAUCCAGACCAGCUCCCAUGCCAACAACCCAUCACAGCUCAACGUGGACGGGAACGGGACGGCCCACAACUCUCCUGGAUUAGACCCCCUCCUGGCUGGUCUGGUAUCAGCCUUCAUCAUUGCUGCUGUCAUCAUCACUCUGCUCCUCUUCCUCAAACUGCGCCGAAGAGGCAACGGGCCGGAGUUCCGCAGGCUGCAGGACCUACCUAUGGAUGAAAUGGAGGACACACCUUUGUCCAUGUACAGCUACUGAUGAAGGCACAAUAGGAUGUUUGAUGUCCAAAUACCCUCGUAGAUUCCAGAAUCAGGCCACUGUGGUUGGUGAAGUUGGUCUCUCUUCCUUAAUCUGCACCAAACAGAAAGAAUCCUGGGUAGGUGUAAGCACAUUUCUGGAUUGCUUUAAGUUACCCAGAUCAUUGGCAAAAGGAUCCGAUUGAAACUGCAAUGGACAAUGAAGAAAAUAUCCAUGAUGUUGCCUUUUGGAUUUUUUUUUUCUAAAUUUGUCUGUUAUCACGUGUUCCCAAUUUUUCAUCCAUCCAUUCAUUCAUUUGUUCAUUACUGUAAACUUUACAUUAUUCAGCCCAUCUAAGGUUGCUGGGGUUGUGUAAUAUAUUUGAUUUCUCUAGAGUUGAAAAUAGGUUGUUUCAAAGCAGAAGAUCAUCUGACAUGGCCAUCGACUGAGCCUCUCCUACUGGCUCACUGGUUUAAUGUUGCUUUACCAGUUAAAGUCUGGCAGAAAUAAAGGCCAGCAAGCUAAAGAGAAGAAAUAAACAAAACAAACCACCUGAUUAUAGUGUUAACAAGGUUGCACUUUACUUUUUUUAGGAGUGGAGAUUAAAAAAAAUAAGUAAAAGAAUUUUCUGUGUAUUAAAGAUAAGGUUUUUGUGUACAUAGGCAGCAUAGCUGGGUGAACGUUUGUGUGUGCAAGUGUGUUAAAGAGGCAUGGGAGGUUUUAUUUAACUUCUUUUUUUUGUUACCUUAAUGGUCUUGCUGGCUUUUUUGCCUGAUUUUGAUAUGUGCAGUGUUUUAAGUCCAGGAGAGAGUGCCUUACACAGUACACGAACAGCUUUUAAUGUAUAUUGUUUUCAUAUUCCACAAAAACUAAUUUCCAGAUUAAGUAGGCAUUCCCAGUAACCAUUUAAACACACGCUCUGAGGGCCAGGUGGCUGCUAUGAGUCGUCUGUGUUUGAAGAUAAGCCUCAGGCAUGUUCACCGUAAGGCACUCUUUCAUACAAUGUAGACUGAUGUGCGUUAGUGGCCUUUCCACACAAUAUUUUUCAUUUUCCUGUGUAUUGUAAAUACUACUGAUCUGCAUCAAGUAAAAGAAUACGGAUAUAAAACACGUGGGGAAAAUAUAUAAUGGGUGGAAAUGUGACAUACAAGACAACUGAAUCGCCCACAAUGACAUAAAACACAUUUUAACUACUCUUUAUUUAGAAAAAAAAACCUUGUCCACUGAUACAAGUUAAAUUCUGGUUUAAAUCAUGAUGAUAAGUUUGAGCUACAGCUGUGUUUGUAGUUUAGUAUUUGUGCCACAGAAAAGGAAAAUGAAAGAAAAUUUGUGUCAGGCCAUAAAAGAUUCAGUGGUCUUUGGCAUAAAUUCUACACUUCUAAUUCUCAUCAAUCCUCCAAAACUCAUUCCUUUAUUUGGUGAGAGUAAUGGUUAUGCUAUAACCAUUUAAAAAGAUCUAAUGUAUAAUUCAGUCAUCAUUUUUAAGUCCUGUAUUGUCUGUUUCUGUACAUGCAAAACGAAUGCCAAAUGCUUUUCCUGAGGCUUUGCUGCCAGAUGUGAAUUAUUGGACUGUUGGUGAUUUAUGAUUAAAGAUAUUUUGAAACCA